Messenger RNA from Panthera uncia (snow leopard), 14162 nucleotides. It is a transcript of the gene UBE2H, whose product is annotated as ubiquitin conjugating enzyme E2 H. Gene Ontology annotation, biological process: protein sumoylation; protein polyubiquitination; ubiquitin-dependent protein catabolic process. Lineage: Eukaryota; Metazoa; Chordata; Mammalia; Carnivora; Felidae. The record is from RefSeq and is a predicted model, not a curated record. Gene Ontology annotation, cellular component: nucleus. The transcript has 10 exons. Gene Ontology annotation, molecular function: SUMO conjugating enzyme activity; ubiquitin conjugating enzyme activity. The coding region runs from base 6487 to 6828 and encodes 113 amino acids.
UUUUAACAGUCUCUUAUGCUUUGGCUCUCUCCCACUCUAACCUCUUUUUUUUUUUUUUUUUUUUUUUUGGUGAGGGAGGUUUUAAACAAAGUAGUACUUUGAUAAGACCUACAAGGAAAUGGACAUAAGUAGAGAAUAACUGGGGGUCUGUUGGAGUGUGUAAUCCAGGUGAUCAGAAAGGUAUCUGAGGAAGUGGCGUUCGAGACGCACCAUAAAGGAUACUCAGAGGAAGCAAGCUGUCUGUAGACACAGAGGAGUCAGGGCCAGCCGGGAGAAGUAGCCAUUGCAAAGACGCUGAGGAGGGGGAGAGCUUGUUGUGUUUCAGGAAAUGAAAGAAGACCAGUGUGGCUGGAAAGGCAGAGAGGAAGAAUGUGGUACGAAUAGGUCUUUGUAAUAAUAACUUGUCUCCUGGCUGUUGUGAGGGUUCUGAGUUAGUACAAAGGGCUUAGAACAGUACUCAGCCUAUUUGAGUGCUAAACGAGAUAGCUGUGAAUACAUGUGUCUAAAAAGGGGAAGUAGCAAUUUAAAAAAUUGGGAGGGGGCUGCACCGGCAUAGAAGUUGGGCAGAAUGCCAUUUGGGGAACAAGUUAUAGGUUAAUAAGCCCGUCAUUAGUAAUUGCUGACAUCAAUAUAAUAAGGGCCUAAGCAUUUACAUGUAAAACGUCACUUGUGUAUUUAACACUUGAGAUGCAAGAGAUGUAAUUUCAGUUUUGUGUCUUAGUAACCAGGGCGGACUAGAUUGUAGGUGUGUCCUGUGAAAGCUGCAGAUAUGGUUUUUGGAAUAUUAAUAAUAGCAAAUACUGAGCCUUGCCUUAAUCUUGUAUUUACUAUACUCCUUUUUUACAUCAGGAAAACCAAGGCACACAGAGGUUUAAGUGACCUGCCUGAGACCGUCUGGCAAGUAAAUGAUCAAGCUGAGAUGCCCAUUAAUGAGUCCACUCCUCUAACCACUAGAAUUCUGAACUUAUUUUCUUGUGAAGUCUCUGUUCUUGGGGGAAAAAAAAAAAGCGCUCUUCCUCUGGGGUAGGGUAGCUCUGAAACCGGCUGAUUUUUGUGACACUAAGUAGUAGAGAGGUGACUGGGCCUUAGGACUUCCUUGGUGUUCUGUCUCUAACACGUGAUUCUGCAGUCCUGGAUUUUACGUCUAGAUAGUGCAAAUGUUGAAUAUUUUCUAUUUAUUUUAAAGUGAUGUUAGUGGUUCCUUUUUCACAGAGAAAUUCUUAAUUACUGCUGGGCACAUUGCAGUCAGGAAUUGAUCCCUUUCUGGCUUCCUUCUGUCAACCAGUAUAUUCAUGAGUCACCUUCCUUUGCCACCUAGCCAGCAAAUGCUUAGGGAUUGGAGUACAUGUUACCCAAUCGAGCCAAAGAGCGAGAAAAGUAAAUUCGUGAGGGGAAUACAUUCAAAUACGAAUAUUCGUCUUGAUGUGUUUAAACCUGUUGAGACAGUUCUGUCAGAGUUGAGGGACAGAUUAAUGAUAGAUAUAUUGGUUUCUUGUUUGCUUAAUUUUUUAAGGCAGUCAUUAUUUCCUUGGGAAAAAAAUACUGAAAAGAAAAAACCUGGUCAUACAACACUAUAUGUCUCUGCAGUGAGUAAUAUUUACAUGGUCCUUAAUAAUGUAAUCUCUGAAUGUUAGUUUGAUCAACAGUGGUGUUAUACAUUUGUUCCAUGGAUAGGGAGAGGGAAUGUGGGGGUAAGGUGAAAAUCCUGAUAUUCUAUAGUGAGAAAGUCUUUUGAUAAUAUUUGUAACCAGAAAAUCAAAUAAUAUGUAGAUAUAUGGAAAAUAAAUACCAUUUUAUAUGUUUGAAUUAUUUCCUAUUAGAUCUCUUGUUUUAAGGAGUCAAGAGUAAACUAUGGCUUCUAAUAAAUUAGAGAUUUAACUUUAUUUCAUAUAAUGUUAAGUAUCUUUUACUGAGAUUUUGUGUAAAUCUGUAUAAAUCUUUUGUGAGUAUUCAUUAUUUUUUUUAAUCUUCGUUUAUUUUUAAGAGAGGGAGAGAGCAUGAGCCGGGGGAAGGGCAGAGAGAGAGGGAGACAGGAUCCAAAGCAGGCUCUGUGCUGACAGCAGAGAGCCUAAUGUGGAGCUCGAACCCCCGAGCCGCAAGAUCAUGCAUGACCUGAGUGAAGUCAGACACCCAACCCACUGAGCCACCCAGGAGCCCUAAGUAUUUAUUAUUUUGUAUGCUGUGAGAGCAAAAGUAGUUUGGUAAAAGGAGAUAUUUAAAAUAUCAGGUCUACCCUAGAAAUAAGAAAUUAACCUCACAUUCUAUUUGGGGCAUAGAUUUAGAAGUGCAAAUGCUUUGUAUAUUUAGAGAAGUAGGUAAGAUACUCUUCCUGUCAUUUAAUUCAAUGAUGCCAUGUCAGACUAAACUCUUCCCUUCCUUUCACCUUUUUGUGCCCAGGUUCUGGAGUUAAUCUGUCUUAUGGGUUAAGUGAGAUUUAAUUGGCUAGUCUGGUCUUUGAGAUAGCUAACCAAGGGUGUUUCGUGUCUUAGUGCGUUCUUGUUCAUAACUCCUGAAGGGCCAUCCUCACAUGAAGGUGCCGUGUUAGGCAAGAAGUAAGGUCAGUAGAGUGGAUCUUUUUCCCUCGGGUGACCCAGCCGGGGUUGCAGUUGAGUUGGUGAACAGCAUGAGAGAACAAGAGCCCUGGGCAAUUUGAGCUACAGAUGGCGACUGGGGUAGUGUUUAAAGAUAAUGAAUUUUGUUUCACUGUAAAAGCGUUAAUGCCAGUGUUGGUGAGGGUGGGAGGAAACCAGGUUGGCUCUUAUGACGAUGGUUAGAAAGUAGCUGGAGGCAGUCUUUUUGAAGGACAUUUAUCAGAAUGAGGUAUAUAUCCCUUUGACCCAGAAGUCCCACUUGUAGAAACUGCAAACAGAAACUUGAAAAACUAUAGCAACAGGCAUGUACUGGAGUGUUCUUUGUGACGUUGUAGUAGCAAAAAGCUGACCAUAAACUACCAGUUCACUAAUGGAUGAUUAAAUUAUGGUACUUUGAUACCGUGCGAGCAUUAAAAGGGGGGAUGGCUUAGAUCUCUGUGUACUGAUCAAGAUGUCCUCCACGUAUUCCAUGGAGAGAGGUGUUUACACAACAGUUAACACUUGUGUGUCUGUGAUGAUAUGAAUGUGUAUAUAUAAAAUAAACUGGUAUAUCUGGGCAGUGAGACUAGCGGGUUAGGGGAUGGGAAGGCCACGUUGGGCCCCACUCACAUUUUAAAAGACAGUUUAGGGAAAAGGCCUACAAGUCAGUGCUUCACCAGAGGAGGUUAUUCAGUUGUAUUGAGAGGUGCACUCAGAACAGCACUCUGCCCUGUGGUGUGGCACCCGAACCCAUCAGUCCUGUUUGACCCCGUGGUACAAACAUGAGAGAGGGAAACUUAAUAGUUUUGUCACCUUUUCGAUGCCAGAUUUUCUUCUAUAUAUACACCCACUGUUGUGUGUGUCUAAGUUUGUUUUCUCUUGUUUUGCUAUAUUUGAUUUUUUUUCACAUUGUUUAAUUAUUCAGGAAGCACGCCUUGUGAGAAAUUUGAUUUUUAAUUUCCUACCUGGACCUCAUAACAAUACAGCUUUUAUUCUCUUACUGUUUAUGCAGAUUUAAUACUCAAACUUUUUUACUUUAAAUUAUUAGACUAGCUUCCCUAUCCUUAUCACUUCCAUACCUCUUAAUUGUACCUGACAAUCAAUUAAAAAAGUUUUUUUUAAUGUUUAUUUCUUUUUCUUUUUAAAAAAUUUUUUUUAAUGUUUGGUUUUUGAGAGACAGAGUGUGAGUGGGGGAGGGGCAGAGAGAGAGAGGGAGGCACGGAAUCCAAAGCAGGAUCCAGGCUCUGAGCUGUCAGCACAGAGCCCGAGGUGGGGCUUGAACUUGCGAGCUGUGAGAUCAUGGCCUGAGCUAAAGUCAGAUGCUCAACUGACUGAGCCACCCAGGCACCCCUGUGUUUAUUUUCGAUAGAGAGACAGAGUGUGAGCAGGGGAGAAGGGAGGGGCAGAGAGAGAAAUACACACAUAGAAUCUGAAGCAGGCACCAGGCUCUGAGCUGUCAGCACAGAGCCCGACACGAGGCUCGAACCUGUGAACUGUGAGAUUAUGACCUGAGCCGAAGUUGGGCGCUCAACUGACUGAGCCACCCAGGCGCCCCAAACCUGUUACUUAUCUCUUUAUAUGUGUAUUGCUUUAAAAAGCCUGAGUCUGUACCACGGUCUUCCCUCAUUUAAUUUUUAUGAAAUCGAGGUUAAGGUGUUACUAAUAUUUGACACCUGCUAUGCCUAAUGAAUGUGGAGUUGCAAAGUGGACAGCAGGUGUUGGUCCUUCAUGUUCUGGAAAAGAACUAGGGAAUCAAGAGGUCCUUCUGACCAGAGCUUUAGAGCAAUGAUUUAUAAUGGCAAACUAAUGGUUUGUACGUGCAUGUGUGUUCUUUUCCCCCUUUCCUUUGGGUUUAUAGGCAUUUAUAUUUGAAUUUCAAAGAACUUGCUUUAAGAAAUUCUUGAGAUUAUUGAUGUUGUAAAAUUACUGUGGGGGAUUCUUGGUCUCUAGAGACACAAAUGCAUAAUUAGUAUGGAGAAGGAAAGGAGGAAGAGUCGUGGCCUGGGUUAUGGACGUGGAUCUUUCCAUAAGUAGCUCCAUGACGUUGAGAUGUGUUGACUGCUUCAUAAAAAGGAAAGGUUGGGGGCACCCGGGACUGUCCAAUUCUUGCUUUUGGCUCAGGUCUUGAUACCACAGUUUGGUUCGUGAGAUAAAGCCCUGAGUCGGGCUCUGCACCGACAGCAUAGAGCCUGCCUGGGAUUCUCUCUCCCCCAUCUCUGCACCCCACCCACAUGCACACACGCGCAUUUUCUCUCUCAAAAUAAAUAAACAAACAUUAAAAAAAAAAAAAAAAAGGAAUGACCGCAUGCCUAAAAUCUCUUCCUGCUCGUUUUCUGUGAUCCAUUGUUUUUCACUUUUCUAUAAUCUUCAUCUGUAGAAUGGGUACCACUGCUUGUAUUUGUUAAUUUUUAUACAACACUUUGCAGUUGUGAUAUACUAUAUGUCACUUGGAGAGUGGCAAAGAAUAUAUUUCCUUUAAAAAUGUCACUGCUGGAGGGGCGCCUAUGUGGUUCAGUCUGUUAAGUGUCCGACUUUGGCUUAGGUCAUGAUCUCACAGUUGGUGAGUUUGAAGAAUCCUCUCUCUUUGCCCUCCCCCCGCCCCUUGUGCUCUCUUUGUCUGUCAAAAAUAAACAUUAAAGAAAAAAAAAGUCACUGCUGAGGCACCUGGCUGGCUCAGUAGAGCAUGCGACUCCUGAUCUCAGGGUAAUGAGUUUAAGCCCCAUGUUGGCCAUAGAGCUUACUUCAAAAAAAAAAAAAAAAGUCACUGCUUACUGUAAAUGAUUCACAUAUGCUUUAAGUAUGUCUGUGGGUAGGGAUUAUUAAACAACUCUGUUUUCAUUGAGUGAUAUUGUAGUCUACGUGUCAAGUAUUAGGGUAAAAACUGCUCUACUGUAUUGAAAACAAAGGAAGUAAAGUUUUCAAAGAUGUUCAGAGAAGAGAAGAACAUUGGAAGCAUGAAAUGCCAAAGAUACUGCAUAAAGCCAUAUUAAAUUUAGCUUAAUAAUACUUACUGAGAAGCCCCUCCCACUAUGUCCUAGGCACUGUUGGCACGUUGAAGAAGCAUACAGCCCAGAAGGGGAGAUAGCAUGUUUUUUUAAAUAGAUAGUUGCAUGAGGAUUUUGCAGAGGGCCACUGGACUCUUUGCAUGUUUCUGUAUCAUUUAUGGGGAAAUUACAUGUUGUCUUUGACUUCACAAAGUUUUCAAGUUCAGGUGCCAUUGUCAUCCUUAAGGUUGUGAUUCAUUUGUUUUUCUCCUCCAGCCUCCUGUGAUUAGGUAGUCUGCCUUUGGAAUGACAGGGUUCUUUCUGGUAGCUUCUUUGACAUGUGGAUAGUGGUUUCAUCUGCCUCCAAACUGAAAACAGGAAAGGUGGAAGUUGUGAUCAGUUCAAAGCUCUGUUCUAAAUAUAUGGAUGUUUGACUAGUUCCCUCACAGUGCAUGUCAACCUUCCAGAGAGGUAGAGUGUAGCUAAAUGUAUACAAUCUUCUGAUUUAAAAAAGGAAGAAGAAGAAAUGGUUUAUGUAUUUUCAGAGAGAGAGCACAAGUUGGGUAGGGGCGCAGUGGGGGUGUGUGUGUGUGGAGAGAAUCCCAAGUAGACUCUCAUGCUGUCAGCGCAGAGCCCAAUGUGGGGCCCAAACUCACUAACCAUGAGCUCAGGUCUGACCUGAGCCAAAGUUGGACACUUUAACCGACUGAGCCACCGAGCAUUGAGAGUAAGCAUGAGGUUACGAUCCUGGGAGGACUCAAUGAAUUUGUAGUGAAGUUUUACGGACCACAAGGAACACCAUAUGAAGGUGGAGUAUGGAAAGUUAGAGUGGAUCUUCCUGAUAAAUACCCUUUCAAAUCUCCAUCUAUAGCCCCCUGAGCAGCUGAAGAAAGUAGAGUAGGAGCCUCAGUGGGAUUGUAUAAAGAGGAUUCAUGAAUAAAAUUUUCCAUCCCAACAUUGAUGAAGCGUCAGGAACUGUGUGUCUAGAUGUAAUUAAUCAAACUUGGACAGCUCUCUAUGAUCUUACCAAUAUAUUUGAGUCCUUCCUGCCCCAGUUGUUGGCCUAUCCCAACCCCAUAGAUCCUCUCAAUGGUGAUGCUGCAGCCAUGUACCUCCAUCGACCAGAAGAAUACAAGCAGAAAAUUAAAGAGUACAUCCAGAAAUAUGCGACGGAGGAGGCACUGAAAGAGCAGGAAGAGGGCACCGGUGACAGCUCGUCGGAGAGUUCUAUGUCUGACUUUUCGGAAGAUGAGGCCCAGGAUAUGGAGUUGUAGUAGAAAAAGCACCUGCUUUUCAGAAAGACUAUUAUUUCCUAACCAUGAGAAGCAGACUAUAAUAUUCAUAUUUAAACAAAGCAAUUUUUUUUAUUACUAAACAAGGUUUUUAUGAAUAAUAGCAUUGAUAUAUAUAUAUUAUAUAUCACCCUUUAGAUCUUGAUUUCCUGGUCAUUUCUCAACCUGAGGUGCAUAGCAUAUCCCCACAUUCCAUUUUGGUAGCAAUAUGCGGUCCGAAUGCAUGCAUUCAUAAGUCCAUUUGGCCAAGUCAGCCUGUGUGCUACUGAACUGUCGAAAGAAACAGCCGCUCUGAUAGAUAGACGUGAGUAAAAAUAACAGGAAAAAGUGGCUUCUUUUAUUGAUGGUUCCAAAGAAACAAACCAAACCAACCAGCUCUUGGACGUGAAGAUAGAAUAUAGCGCUUUUUCAAAAACGGUCGGGAGGAACUGGGCGGGGAGGAAGGCCUGCACCUGCUGUGGGAUCACCUAGAGCCGCCACGGCAGAUCCCCAACCGCUCCUUCCCGGGAAGCCUUGGUGGCCCCGUUUCCGCGGAGUAACAGUUUAAAACAGGGAGCUAAUUGGAGUAUUGAAACCUAACAACAAUUUUUUGACUCUGGAUUUUAAGUACAUUUUUAUAUGUAGAUUCCUGCCCUUCUCGCUACCAGGCCCCGCAGCCGCAAGUGUUUUGCUUUGGAGAACCUUUUGGAAGUGUUUUCUGAACCUGAUUCUUUUUCUUGGGGGUAGAGCUUAUAAUCCAUACCUUUUUGAGAGGACAGGACAGGAGGAGAAGAGAAGUUGUUUCGUCUCAUCCGACACGUGCAGAGUCACAUCCCCAUCCUGUUGGCCACUUUGGGACUGCUACCCUGGACUGAGAGCUUUAAAUUGGAGGGUGGUUGUGGGUGUUUUUAUGUUGUUGUUGUGGUUGGGGCUUUUUUUUUUUUUUUUUUUUUUUUUUUUUUUUUUUUUUUUUUGGUGUGUGUGUGUGUGUGUGUGUGAAUCGUGCUUAGACAAGGUGCAAAUUUAAUCUUCACCAAGAGAUGGCCUCCUCCUUGGGCAGCCACUCAGUGGACCAUUAGACUCGGCAAGAAGACCCGUCUGGUGGCUGUGACUCCUGGGUGCUCUCGUUCAUGUUUUGGGUUUGUUUUCUCUUCUGCUGCCGCUCUUGGCAGCAGCCUGGUCAUCAUCUGCUCGUGGGAGUGGGAAAUGGGUAUUUUAGACCCAACACACAUUCUAAAUUUAAAAUGAGUAAUAAUUGGAACAAAUAAAGGUCCUUGUACCCAGAGUGACUCUGCAUGGGAAAAAAACAAACCGCUGUUUUCAGAGUGUGACUGGAUAGGAGGGAAGAUUCGGAAAUGCGAUGUGGUAGAACAGGUUUUGAAGGAGGAAAAUGUUCUCUCCUGUAAGCGUUAAGAGGAAAUCAGACAGUUGAAAAUGCCUGCUAAUCAAAUGUUUACUCAGCUAACCAUAGGUCCAGGUUGCCGGCAGGGUUUUCUUCAAACAGGAGUGUUGCCUGCUGAAUUUGGAGAACUUUAGACAGCAAGUCUGUAUCCCUUUUUUGCCACAACCAAUAGGACAAUAGCAGAAUUAGCCAAUCCUAAAACUUUCUCAAGACAAUUUUUGAGUGUCCCACCGGGAUGAUUUUUCUUUCUGAUGUGUGUCUUAGUUUAGAAGUGCUAACUAUUUCACAAGGUUUGAGUCCGUGAGGUUGGAAGAUACCCGAUCUUUUUUUAUUCAAAAAGCACAAUCAGUCUUUUCUUUAAAAAGCUAUAUAAAGUACAACUUGCUCUUAGCAUGAUUAUUUUCCUAAAUAAAAGACAAAGAAUUUACUUAUGUUAAUUACGGGCAUGAAGCAAAAGGUUUCCUUAAAAGAGAAAUUUUUUUUAAAGUGCAGUUAUGUAGGGCUGUGGUUAGUUAACCGUACUGAGUUAUCUAUCUAGCAUUUGUGGCUUGUUGGAGGGGUAGUGUUAACUAUUUAACAUGGAAUGGUGUGCUUUAACUCUUUUCUAGCGCGUUGUCUUCUCAUUACUUUGGGGGAGGGAGGGUCUCUGCUGGCACUAACCUGCUUACCUGCUGAAUUAGCAGCUUGCUUGUGCUAUAACCGUUUAAAUUGUAGGUGCGACUUAGGGUAGGCUUUAAAGUGCCGGGUGGUGAUUUGAGUUCAAACAAUAAAAAAUUGUAUUUUUUCAAUAUUGUAUAAACAAUAGUGUUCUAAUUACCUUUCAAAAAAAAAAAUAAUGUCCAGAUAAUAAUUGCUUUUAAUCUUGUAAAAAAAAACAAAAAACAAGCUAGUAGAGCCAAGUUUAGGGGAAUGUGUGUGAGCCACAGCUCUGCUCCCCAACUAGAUCCGCUUUUCUCGAAUAAAAAGACAUCACAGCUCCCCGCCGACGGAGCGCUCUGGCACUGGGAGCCUGGUGGUGUGGAAUUCUCAGACGAAGACGUGUUGGGGAGGUUGCAGGGCUUAAGAAGCAGAUCUGAGUGUCGCAUGGCUGUAGCACGUGUGCGUGUGUGUUUGUCCAUCCAAGUCUGUCUGAUGAAGAUGUGAUGAGGCUCCCUGUUAGCACAAGGAGGCUCCUGGAAUUGCUACCCAAAUCACGCUGUACCCUCUCAUUCUGUGCAAAUCUGUCCUUUCUGGGCGCUCACCUUGGUCCCGUGCAUGUUUUGGGCUCUGUGUGGGGCUUUCCCUCUCCUCUGAGAAACCGGUUUUUGAUAAGUCGGACAGAAUCCCUUUCUAUGCUAACUUUUGUCCCUUCCUGUACCUGGGAGAGGGAGGCUGGAGGCGGAGACCAUGCUUCUAGAUACAGCGGGAGCUAGAAGGCGGCCUGGCUGUGAAUCAGAGGACUCUGGGCCCCCAGUAAUAGAUGAGAUGCAGUAAGGCAGGGGGGUGUCACGGCACCAAAAGCUUUUCCAGGUUUCCCAUCAUUAAUGCUCAGAAGAGCACCCAGAGCCCCUCAGAAAGGCUGAACAUUAUUGCUUUUAAAGGUGGUGGUCGUAGGUCGGAGUUGCUUCUGGCAGGUUCCCUCCCUUUCUCAGCGUACCCAUGGUUCAUUUUGAAGUCUUACCUUGUGGUUUGACCAGCGCAAGCCAUCCUUUGCCCCCGUUCAAAUGGCCGAGCUCAAGCUCGCGCCAAAAGCGACGAGCGAGGUGGCCGCAGCCCGCAGCACGUGACCGCUGCCGUCCUGCAGCCCCAGCGCGGGGGCCUGGUGGGUUGCAUUCAGUGGUAGCCAGGCUAGAUGCUGGCGGUUUGCUCGUGUGUUUUCAACCUUCUCGCCCUCCCUGAGGUUCCUGUGCGGUUUCAACCAGCAUUUUAUACUAGUGAGAUCGUUACCAGAAGUUGCCGUAUCUGUCUCCAGUACCUAACAUUGUUCUUCCACUUGAGAAGCCGUUCUCAUUGCCAACUGGCUGAUCUAGGCUGCUGAGGAGUGUCUCCCCUCGAAGGAAUUAUUUUCCCUGGAAAUGCUCUCUCAAGCCCUGGUCGGCCUUGGCCUGACACUUGCUUUUUAUUAGGCCUCCUGUUAGGAUGACUGAGAAUCAUGAAAGACAGGUCCUCUGCUAGCCUUCAUGGGUGAAGUUUCUAGACCCCAGCUUUCUGGGAACUGGUGUUUGAUUUUGAAUGGCAGACGGCCCUUCUAUGUUCUAGGGACUCAAUUAGAAGAGUGAAAGCCAUUAACAAAAGUUAGCAAGAGUUCUUUUUUAUUUCAUCAACUUCCUAACUGGGUUCAUAGCCGCCUUGACUAAAAUCAAAUCCUUUCUCAUUGGGCGCAAAGACCCGCAUUUCUCUGGACUUCUGAAUCCAUGUUCCUAUUUUCUCUGGCCACUGAACACCUUGGUGGUUCCGUCAGGGAUUGGCGUGGAGGCCCCUUGGGGAGGGGGAGUUAGCGGCCCUCGGCUGUUCAGGUUCUCCACGCAACCUGAGGAGGGGCCAGGACUCCAUUCAGCAAAUACUGUCUUGGCUGUGGGCUUGGGAAGAAAUGGCCAUUAUUUACUGAUUGUAUUUGGUACAUAUUGUGUGAUACUUGAAGAGAUAAAAGGGACUUACCAGCCCUUAAUUGAAAUCUAAGCUUUUUCUCGCUUAUUUUUUUCCUUGCCCUUUCUCCUCCCUUCCACCUUUUUCCUUGCAUUGUGAUGAUCUAGCGGGCACUUCUGUCAACAGGACAAAUGCCGCCUCUGACUAUAACCUCUUAAUAGUUGUGUAUAAUGAAAACUGUAAACUUUUUUAAAUAAAAUGUGUAUAUACCUUGGCAAAUGGCUGGACUUUGAUCAAUAAGAUAAUAGCCUCCAUGACUACUUUUAAAAACACUCUCCCUGUUCGUCUGAUGACUGAGCAGCAGAAGUUGGCUUUUCCUUUUUCUUUUUCUUUUUUUUUUUUUUUUUUUACUGAGAAGCUCCCCCCCCCCCCACUUCCCCCCACCAUUGACUGAGAAGCUCUUACAAAGGCAGAUGACUGGAUUAGUUUGGGAAAGGAGUGUCGCCUUUAUAGACAGUAGGAGGCCCCCACCUCCGCGGAGUCCUCAGUACCUGGAGUAGCAGGUGACUGAUGACUACAAACAGGGCUGGCUGUGAGGCUUCUUCACGGCCUUGAAGGCCUUGAAAGGCCAUGUCUUCUCGAAGGUCUUGGAGCCUAAAAGACCCCACCUGCCCUCAUGUGGAUCAGCACGCAUGGCUUCCAUUUUGCUGGUCAGCCCAAACCUUCUAGACACUGUCAGCUAAUGCCGAGUGAAGGGUGCCCACUUGGCCUGGAGUUCACAGGCAGUGUAGCUUCCUGCUGCCUAAACAGGUGCCCCGCUGUGCCAAAUGCCAGUGUACCCCCCCCCCCCGGGAAGGGGUGAGGGAAGGGUGGGCACGGUGGGUUUUGCAUCAGAAGGGGAGCCCUGGCGCAGCAUUUCUACUCCUUUCUAAAGCAUGCGCCCUCAAUGGCCACCAGGUGGCGAUGUUGCCUAGUCUCCUGGAAAAUCGUCUUGGCCGGAUUUAAGACAAAGGGAAGACUUGGUCACAUGCUUUUACUCCCCCAGCCCUCUUCUGUUUUCUUCUGCUUCCUCACUUUCCCCAGAAAAGUUUUAUUCCUCACUGAAUCCUAAUGUGUUCUCCAGUAGGCUGAGCUUUAUAUCUGCCCGGGAGAGGGAGGGUAAGGCCACCUAGGAAUGGUGCUCUGCUGGGAGUAAGCACACUAAGCUCUCCUGGGACAAGGAAGCCCUCAAGCUACCCCCAGUGCUCAGAAGCAAAACAUUCCACAGGUUUGCAGGUGAUGCUCACUGACCCCUCAGCCGGGUGUAGUGGGUCAACCAUUGCUCUGAGUUCCCAUCCCGCCUUUUCAGUCACUAGCUCCGGGGUCUCUGAGCUCUGCCGGCCUGGCCUCCGGUUCGUUUCUAAAAUGAGCCUCAGCUAGUAAGUUCUGACUCCCACCCGUCUGCAACUCAGGAUUCCGUCCAGUCUCUGAAACAAUACGGAUAUGGUUACAAUAUAUCGGGAUAUGGUGUCCUGAGAGGAUAUUCUGGCAACCCAUGAAACACUGAUGUUUCAAGAUCAGUUUGGGGACCCAAACGGCUUUCUUUGGGAGUUUAGAACAUCCAUUUUCACUUGAAAGGAGAAGAGAUGUAUCGGUCCUAUGAACGGUCUAGUCUAUCCAUCUCACACGAGGGAGCUGCUUUAAAAACUCCCUGAGGCGUCUCAGUGCACUUGCUGGGGUUUGGGUCCCUCCCUUGCUCCCCAGUAAUCUCACCCAGUGCCACUCUUGCCUCCGCCUCAGUCUAGCCCAGCCCAGCUCCUUCCCAGGCAGCAGCUGGCUUUCCACUGCCUGCCUAAGGCAUUACCCUUUUCCUGGGAUGGGGGACCCAGGCUUUCUGAGGUAUAUUGUCCUAGAAAAGAACUGUGGGCUCAGAGCCCCAGAACUUUUUAUCCCCUUAAAUUCUCUUGCCAUCUCACAAGCCUGCUUUCUAUCCCAGGGAAUGAGUUCCCGUGACUCUAGACCCUGGUGUUUCUUGCUCCCCACCCGGAACCAGGGCAAAGAAAGUUUUUGUGGAUCCCACAAUCCCUGGCUCUGCAGAGGCCCCGGAGCCGCCUGAUAGACUGAGCAGGCUUGUUUAUGAGGCGCCCACAGGCUUCUCGGAGAGCCAGAUCCCCAGAUGAACCCAGCAUGAUCCACCUGGGGCCAGCCCUGCUCCCCUGUGCCUCGUGUAGGGUUUGUGCAUCCAGAACCUCUUAGAACUGAAGGGUUGCCCUGACAAGGGAUUUAAUGGUAGGCUAAAGAUACAGGGAUAUUUCCCUUCGGCUCCUAGGACCUGAGGUCAAGUGGUCAGGGCAGGCAGGGUCAGACUUGGGCUCCCUACGAGAGAAAUGGCCCUCCUGGCUGGCCAGCCAUUGAUGAUUAACCAGGAGAAGGAACCUUUGGGUCUCGCUCGCUUCACUUCCUGUGGCCCCUCCCAGCUAAGAACACAACAAGCAGCUCCCUUUAAGAAGCUUCAGCCCAGAUUCUGUUCUCUUCAGUUCUAUAAACAGGGAAUCAAGUGCCUGCUCUAGUCCAUUAAUACGCACUUAAAAUGUGUGGAACGAAGCUUUUAAAGACGCGGUUCUAAAGAUUUCAAAAGAAUUGUGUCCUGGUAACAAAUCAUUCCAGAAACGUGUGAAAGUCUUCCUUAAAGCCUUCCUCCGGCGGUAACGCGAAGAUAAUGGUGACCUCAGCCUUGGCUGAAGAGGGCUUUCCCUUACGAUCCUCCCCCUGGCCUUGGGAGCCCCUAGGGAAGUAGACCCGGACUUGGCCCCGUUUCACAGGAGCUGCUUGUGAGGCACCAAGAGACAAGCACACAGAUAGCGAGUGGCCCAAGCAAUGCUGGCCAAGUCUCGAGGCCCUAAGCGAGUAUUCUGUGUGUUCACACUGUGCCAAGCCUGGUGCCACACCCGUGGGGACCGCGGGCACCAGUGUCUGUGUGAGCCUCCUCCCGCCAUGGGGGGCCCCUGUGAGGUGCCUCCAGGUUGACCCAGUGAGCCUAACGCUGUGAUUUCUGUCAAGGGAUCCCUCCCACGGGCUUGGGCCCUGAAGGUCAGGUCUUUGCCCACACACAUCCCCACGGUUCACUGGGGCUGCAGAGGAGUCACAAUAUGCAAAACGCCAAGUUAGCCCAACCCACUCCCUAGAGCAAAUAUAGAAUUAGAAUGCCAGGGACACAAUUUAAAACUUCCUACGGGCGCCUGGGUAGCUGGUCGGUUUGUGAGUUCAGGCCCCCCCCUUGGGCUCUGACAGGGCGGAGCUUGCUGGAGAUUCUCUCUCUCCCUCUCUCUGGCCUUCCCUGUUUGCGCUCUCUCUCAACAAUUAAAAAAAAAAAAAAAAAAAAACCACAAAA